AUGGACGACACCCCAGAUCGUCCCCCAAAACGCCUCAAACUAUCACAGAACUCGAACCCAGCAUCUGAGGGACCACAACUGGCCACCCUCCACCGCUCCAUAACCCCUCCCCCGCCAUCCCGCACUCGCCGAAGCAUCACCACUACCGCCGCCGUUUCCCCGCACGACCCCAAGACCCCAAGCCUAUCCCCUCGAAACGAGAUAAAACCAAAAACCCUACCCUCGCCCAUCCACCUAACGCACAUUCGAGACUUUUCUGCCUCUUCCGGAAACAAUGUCGACUGUAUCCGGCUGUCGGAGAUCCUGGGCGACCCGAUGAUCCGCGAAUGCUGGCAGUUCAAUUAUCUCUUCGAUGUGGACUUUCUUAUGAGGCAGUUUGAUGCCGAUGUUAAGGAAUUGGUGACUGUGAAGGUUGUGCAUGGGUCUUGGAAGAGGGAGUCUGAGAAUCGGAUUCGGGUUGAUGAGGCAUGCUCGCGAUACUCCAAUGUCGAGCCGAUUGUGGCGUAUAUGCCAGAGCCCUUUGGGACGCAUCAUUCGAAGAUGAUGGUCCUGUUGAGGCAUGAUGAUACGGCGCAAGUCAUCAUUCACACGGCGAACAUGAUCGCAGGUGACUGGGCGAAUAUGACGCAGGCCGUCUGGCGUUCUCCUCUCCUCCCUCUAUCUUCUGCGAAUAGCAGCCGUGGCGGGAGCAAUGCUACGCCUACGCCAACGCCCUGGGGCUCGGGGGCUAAAUUUAAGCGAGAUUUACUUGCGUACCUGAAAGAGGCUGCGCUAGUUGCGAGUGUGCCCUCUAAAUUGAAGAUCGACAACAGCAGUUCGAGUGAUGGCCAUGGGAGAACGGUCUGGGGGUGGCCGGCAUUGAGGGACGCUUUGCAGCAUGUUCCGUUACGCGAGAGUGAUGCGACACCGCAUAUUAUUGCGCAGAUGUCCUCCAUCGCGUCUCUCGGUCAAACAGAUAAGUGGCUAAAAGACGUCUUCUUCGACGCUCUCGCUCCAUCAUCCUGUCGACCACAAAAGCAACGUCCCCGAUAUUCUAUAAUCUUCCCGACCGCCGAAGAAAUCCGACGCUCACUGAACGGAUAUGGCUCCGGCGGGUCAAUCCACAUGAAACUACAGAGUGCAGCGCAGCAGAAGCAGCUCCAGUAUCUGAAACCGUAUCUGUGCCACUGGGCAGGGGACGUCGCUGGCCAACUCCCGCCGGAGAACCGGGAUGCUGGUCGUAAACGUGCAGCGCCCCAUAUUAAGACGUAUCUACGGUUCGCAGAUGCGCGGCGUAUGGAUGAGAUUGAGUGGGCGCUUGUUACGUCGGCGAACCUCUCGACGCAGGCGUGGGGGGCUGCGGUAAAUGCGGGUGGGGAGGUGAGGAUUUGCAGUUGGGAGGUUGGGGUGUUGGUUUGGCCGGAGUUGCUUUUUACAGAGGAGGAGAAGAAAGGAGGGAAGUCUGGAGUCAUGGUUCCGUGCUUCAAGCAGGAUGAACCUGAUCUGUCUCGGACGUCGCCCAAUGACGGAGCCGAUACAGCUCUCUAUGUUGGAUUCCGCAUGCCGUAUGAUUUACCCUUGACUCCGUACAGCGCACAGGAUAUCCCCUGGUGCGCAACGAUGGCUCACUCGCAGCCCGACUGGCUCGGGCAGACGUGGGAGGGCUAG
Aspergillus calidoustus is the source of this 1647-nucleotide messenger RNA. The record is from the annotation of a GenBank genome assembly. Lineage: Eukaryota; Fungi; Ascomycota; Eurotiomycetes; Eurotiales; Aspergillaceae.